This is a messenger RNA of Racocetra persica, 1472 nucleotides long. Lineage: Eukaryota; Fungi; Glomeromycota; Glomeromycetes; Diversisporales; Gigasporaceae. The record is from the annotation of a GenBank genome assembly.
AUGAAACUGUUAAGGAACAAGUAAGGAAUUUUAUUGAAAACUAUGCGGAAACUCACGGGCUACCUAACACUGAAAAAACUAGGAUAAAAUCUAACGCAACUAUACUUUUACCUACCGAAAUGACUUACAAAUCAGUUCACCAAAAUUUCAUUGCUAAAGCAGAAGGAAAAUCACCUAUUAAUUACGAAGGUUUACAAUUUCAAUUUCUUGAGAAUGACAUCGACGAUAAAGACUCUUUCAUGCUAAGGCUUUCUAGUCUUUAUAAAGAGGGAAUGAAAGAUUAUUUGAAGAAAGAAAUUUCUGAUCAUUCUGAGGAAGAGGUGAAAGAAAUUUUUCGCUCCCAAAAACCCGAACCCAAACUACAAAAGAAAAUAGAAGAAAUAAUCAAAGAUCUAAGACUAAGAAAAGCUAACGCCUUUGCCUUUGUUGAAGUGUUUGAUAAAAAAACUUUUGAGUAUAAUUUUGAAGUGGUUAAAAAAAUAGUUGAAAUAUUGAGUGAAUACAAAUUUCGCUAUAGUGAAAGGUCUGGCUAUUUAGGUGAGUUUUUUGAAGAUCUAUUGAAUACUUCUCUAAAACAAGAAUUUGGACAAUUCUUUACACCCUAUCCGCUGGUAGACUUUAUGAUCCAUGCUUUGCCUUUAAAAGAAAGAGUAAGCAAAAGUAUUCAAAAAAAUAAACUGCCUUACUUUAUAGAUUAUGCAUGUGGUUCAGGACACUUUCUAAUAAGUUACAUGGAAAGAUUGCAAGGAGAAAUAGAUAAUUUUAAUCCGAAUGAUUAUUCGAUGAACUAUCGCUUAACUAAAACUACCAAGAUUUCGCUAUUCUUAACUGGUGAUGGAAAAGCAGAAAUUUUACAUGCUGAUGCUUUGAAUAAAUUCUCCUGUGAUGACUAUGGAAAUAGAACCACCACUUCUCCCGCUAUAUUUUUUAUGAAAAAAAAUGGUUCUUUAGAUUUAAAAGAUUUGAAUUAUCAAUGUCUUUUAAUUAAUUCUCCUAAGGCUCUUGCUGACUAUCAGAAGGUGAAAAAUGUAGAAGAAGAGAAAUUUUUAGGUUAUAAAUUUAGCAAAUCGAGAAAAAAGAAAGGAAUUAGUGGAAUACAUGGCUAUGAAAAAAAUCUUAUGGAUAAAUAUUCUCCUCUAAUAAGAGAAAUGUUUUUGAAAGACAUAAUUUUGAAUGAUUACAAGAAAAAAGAACUUGAAGGAAAAACAAUCGAAGAAGGGAACAUUUAUGCUUUUUAUCCCCGCUAUAUUAAAAGGACAAAAAAAGAAAAUGAAUUUUGUUUAAAUGAAGUUUGUGAGAUUAACAAACAUAUUAAAGAAGAAAUACCGAAAGAGACUACUAAUUCUUUAGGAUAUGUUGAAAUCGGCAAAUUAAAUGAGGAAGAAAUAAAUGGCGACUUUGAUGAAAAAAAAUCAUGGAGACUGGCUAAGGAAGGAGAUUUGCUAUUUCCUAAAUUAGCAGCUUCUAAUUGA